GAAGUGGUGUGAUUUCUCUAGUUCGGGGGGCUGCUUUGUGCUUCUAUAAAAGGAGUGUGAUGACUGGACGAGACGGUGACGCAGACACUGCGCUGCGUGUGGGUGUAUAAAGAGGGGACGCUCCGCUCUGUAACAGCGCACACAUGGAGAAGCAACCGGGUUGGUAAGAGUUCUGAUCUUCUGUCGGUACCUGGAGACGCUUGAAACAACAUGGAGAUGAACGCAACUGAGAAGAUUUACCUUCCCGUUGAUGGCAUCCUCGAAGUGUUCAACUCUCUCACCGGUCACCACCAAUCACGCAUUACGCACCCAGCUCUCCAGAGCGCAGUCCUCACACCCCAGCACCCUAAAGUCUCAAACAUCUCCAAGACUGGCAUGGGCAUUAUUAAAACUGUGAAAAGUCGCUGGAGGCAGCAGGAUAAGAAAGUGACUACCAGUAGAUCCUCGAGUGGGAAUUCGACUGAUCCACUCCCCAAACGGUCUGUGGACCUGCUGGAGCUGGGUCUGACCAAGCCCAGGAACUGUCACAGAAUAGUCGUGCUUGGCGCACCCAAAGUAGGCAAAACCAACAUCCUCCAGCGGUUCCUGGGUAAAGACUUUGAGGAGGAGUAUGAACCCACAAACGAGGAUUUCCACAGAAAACUGUUCCACAUAGGAGGGGAGGCGUACCAGAUCGAUCUUCUGGACGCAGCAGGCGAGAGGGACUUCCCUGCAAAACGGAGGUUAUCCAUACUGACAGGUGACUCUUUCCUGCUCGUGUUCAGUUUGGAUGACAGAGAGUCCUUCAAUGAAGCCUGUGAGCUGAUCGACGAGAUCAAAGCUGCCAAAGCAAAGUUACUGAAAUUAAAACAUCCCGCGAGAACACCAGUGGUGCUAUGCGGGAACAAAGCGGACCUGGAGACGCAGAGAGCCGUCAGCCGGUCGGAGGUGACAGAAACACUCGGCGAAGACGUCGCGUUCUUCGAAACCUCAGCUAAAGACGACACCGGGCUGGAUGGUGUGUUCGCGGCCCUAGCUUCUCUGGGCGGACUGCCGGGCGAGACGAGUCCGUCCCGGCAUCAGCUCGUCUCCAUCCUCAGCUACCAGUCGAUGUGCAUCGGCCAGCAGAGCAAGAGGAGAGGGAGCCGGGGACACGGUGCCCCCUGCGCCGCCGUGGACCCUCUGGCGCGCCGCCCGAGUUUCACCAGCGACCUGCGGCUGGUGCUGAGAUCCAGCACCAAACACAACAAACCCGAGAGGUGUCAGAUUCAAUGAAUCGUGAGCCUUCUCGACAAACCAAUUGUAGUAGUAUGCUGCAAUGUCAUAUUAUGUAAGGAGUUAUACUCUGUAGCACCUGGCUGGACCAGUGCAUUGUUUUUGUACAUAACUGUAUUUAUAUCAUCCUAUAAUAAAAAUGUUUCUAAUGA
Messenger RNA from Centropristis striata (black sea bass), 1406 nucleotides. RefSeq names its product RASD family member 2a (gene rasd2a). The record is from RefSeq and is a predicted model, not a curated record. Gene Ontology annotation, molecular function: GTPase activity; GTP binding. The transcript is spliced from 2 exons. Lineage: Eukaryota; Metazoa; Chordata; Actinopteri; Perciformes; Serranidae. The coding region runs from base 211 to 1254 and encodes 347 amino acids.